AACCUAGCAAAAAUGUCAGCAGCAGUGAUGAGCUCCUCUUUACCGCCAAACACAAACGCCGCUCCCUCAAAGAACGAUGUUCCUCCUACCGAAGUCGAUCUGAAUGCUCAUCCAACUGCUCAGAAAUUGGUAUCUCGUUGCCGUGACUUCUUCUCCGAAGUCGAAGACCUGUAUAUAUCAUCUCUCCCACCCUUCUUGUCUCGCGCUGACAUGAAUCUGUUUUCAGUANCACCAGGCCACAAGCUCGAAGCCUAUCUCAACAAGAACUACGGACCUGGUAAUCCGGUUUACGAAGACCUAUGCAAUCUGACACGUCAGGGCCUCAAAGAAGGCUGGGUCGCCAACUUCGAGCUCGACGGAGCAAAGUACAGACGUUCCAAAAUCCUUCUUCCCAGCGCUGAAAACAGAUUCUUCUCCAUCACAUCCGUGUAUAUGGAAAGUGAAGAAGAGAUCAACUGUGUCGUACAAGUUGACAAGACUGCCAAGUUGAAAGGUAUGCAGGGUUGGCAAGGCGCAGGUUGGACAUCACCAGGGCCAGGUACACAUCACUAUCCAGAGGUGCGUGGAGGUGCUUUGGUUGCACUCUUCUUCUUGCCUGCCGGUAGGAUCAGUUAUAGGGCCAAGCCGGGUGACCCUCAACCUGCCAGUGUAUGA
Molecule: messenger RNA, 654 nt
Organism: Aureobasidium uvarum
Lineage: Eukaryota; Fungi; Ascomycota; Dothideomycetes; Dothideales; Saccotheciaceae
Source: the annotation of a GenBank genome assembly